AUGGGCGACUCAUUCACAAGCUCUCAUACCCGCAACUCCAUGGAGACGUCAGCGUUCAUAACACCUCCGAGGCAAGGACAUCGCUUUAAACCCCACCGACCACUAGCGCGAGCCGCUGGGGAACAACACAGCCGGCGCUCUCCUUCGAACCCGCCAGCUGAGCUGUCACCAAAACGACGCUGUGUAUCUGCAGGUACGGCGUCGACAUCUCAGAGCUUCUACCCUAGCCCAGAACCGGACAGGACAACUCCAGUACGAAAAGGACGAUCUCCGAACACCACCAAGCCAAAGCCCGCAGAAGUCAUCAGUCUCAUCUCAGACGAUGAAUCUCCUGCACUAAAGCGGCCUUCCACUCAACCCAAUAAGUCCGCUGUCUCGCGCUCGGCACCUGAAGUGCCCUUGCCUCAAAAAGCCGAGAUCAAAGUGACAACACCAGAUCGCCGAAAUCAAGAACCCAAGGAACUCAUCAGUCUCAACCAAGAUGAUGAAUCUCCUAGGCUAAAAAGGCCGUUCACUCAACCACACAAGUCCACUGCCUCUCAGUCGGCACCUGAAGUACCCUUGGCCCACAAAGCCAGAAUCAAUGUGACAACCCCAAAACGCCCUAUUCCACCUCGUCAGGCUCAGAGUGAGCCAGCCCGGGGACCAAGCACAAGCAUUUCUAAAGCAGACAAAAAGAUACAAGACUGUUUGAGAAAGCCUCUGCCUGCAGGUCAAAAAAAGGACGAAGUAGGCAACAAUUACAUAUUUGAUAUCAUCACUGCAGACGGCUCCGGGGUUAGGCUCGUGAAAAUCGGCUCCACUAGCGGCUCCGAACGACUUCGUUUGCAGAGGAUCGCCAAAGCUUGCCGGCAUUUAAAGAUCGAAGAACAGGAUGACCCUGAGCAUGUACCUAUUCGACUUUACAAAAGAGCCGAAUUCCUCAUGCAUGCAGAGCUGGAGGGCUUCAAGCAUUCCUUCAAUUGCCAAUGCAAAGUGCAUGACCAUAGAGAGUAUUUUCAUGUCGACAAAUCGUUUGCUCUUGAGGUUGUCCAGCGUUGGAGGAGAUUCUGUGAAGGAGAACCGUACGACAACGAGGGCAAGCUAAGGCCAUUCUGGGAGCAUAGACUUAGGAAGCUUAGAGUUUGGAAACCAGAUACGAAAGUCGACCGAGAACAACAGGGAGGCCGCUGGGAAUGGUUCAUCAACCCGAAGCGGUACGAACCUUUGCUUUUCGAUCUCCAACAUGAAUCCUUAAAGCUGUGGAAGUGGAGGUGGCUUACUUUGGCACUGCUUCAAUCCUUCGUGAACCUACUCAACUCCUUACUGCAAGCCACUUCUUUGAAAGUUCCUGCCUUUUUCCUAGUGGCGCUGUUACUCGGAGCUUGGGCAGAGACAUGCGGCAAAAGUUUGCCAGCAUUCUUAAGUGUUUCUAGCCGGGCAACGGGCGGCAAUCGAAAGUCGAUUCAGCGCAGGACUUCAACAAUUGGUUCAGCCAAUAAUGAAGGCAAUGCAAAAGCUAUUGCAGGAGAACAGGAGCAUCCUACAUCAAGAGAUCUAGGACGAGAGGCAUACCAAGAGCAAAAAGACGUUAAUAGCGAUGGUUCAUCUGAGAUCAAAUCUCCUCAGAUCGAAAUGGAGGACAACAUCGAUUCUAUAUCAACAGACGAUGGUGGGAGCGUCGUUGGUGAUCAAACCGAUUUGUCCGUGUUUGAUUCAUAUUGUGAAUAUGGUCAUGGCAGCGGCCAGUCCAGUGGAGGCGGAUAUCUCGCAAAAAUUGGUGAUGGAUCCAACCUCGCAUGA
Messenger RNA from Truncatella angustata, 1782 nucleotides. RefSeq lists its product as uncharacterized. The record is from RefSeq and is a predicted model, not a curated record. Lineage: Eukaryota; Fungi; Ascomycota; Sordariomycetes; Amphisphaeriales; Sporocadaceae. Bases 1 to 1782 code for a protein of 593 amino acids. The transcript has a single exon.